GGGACUUGGAGUCGGACGUCGGCGGUUGCGCAGCAUCCGUUGGGGGCGCGCGGCGUUGCUGGUCUCUCGUAGGAACAAGGCAGCCAUUGCCGCCGCGGCCGGGAAGAGCGCUCUCUCUCCUCACGGCCCGCAGGACUCAGCGCCCGGCGACGAGCUGAAGAAGCGAGCGGUAGUCACGCGGUCGUUUUAAUCGGGCAUAUCCCCGUUGUUCCCCAAACGAGCGCCGCUGCCGGAAUGCCGGUUCUUGCCGUGUUUUCAGGCAGACGGUUACAGUUACGUAAGUGUGGCCUUCCCCCGCUGACCCUGUGUGGAGAGAUGCGGCAGGGACCGAGCUGACCCUGCCUCAGCUGCUGUGAGCCCCAGGGGGGUUCCAAAGGGCAGGUGGCCCUCGCAGGGGACCUGUGCACUUGUGGCAUGGAGAGCUGUCGUCACAGGCCGUGCAUCCCUGGCAGUUCAGACUGAUCCGGAUAGGUGCAGUGAGCCGUGCUUUACCCUCAGCAGAAGGCCGGUGCCCUCCUUGCUGGCGCUUCUCCGGUGGCACACAUCACACUUAAGAUGAGUGGCUGCCGUGUCUUCGUUGGACACUUAAGCUCACGUGCUCGGGAGCGGGAUGUGGAGAAGUUCUUCAAAGGAUAUGGACGCAUACGAGAAAUCCAUCUAAAGAAUGGAUUUGGAUUUGUGGAAUUUGAAGACCACAGGGAUGCUGAUGAUGCAAUUUAUGAACUGAAUGGAAAAGAGUUGUGUGAUGAAAGGGUCACGAUUGAGCAUGCUCGAGCCAGAAGAGGAAGGGGCAGAUUCGCACAGCGGUUCAGUUAUUACUCGCAGAGUGGAUCUAGCCGGUAUGGACCCCCUGUUCGUACUGAGCACAGGAUCAUAGUUGAAAACCUUUCGUCCCGUAUCAGCUGGCAGGACUUGAAAGAUGUCAUGAGAAAAGCAGGGGAGGUCACCUAUGUGGAUGCACACAGAAACAACAGGAAUGAAGGGGUUGUGGAAUUUGCAUCUUACAGUGAUAUGAAGAGUGCACUGGAAAAAUUGGAUGGCACUGAGCUGAAUGGACGCAGAAUUAAACUGAUUGAGGAUCACAGGAGGCAUAGAAGCAGAUCUCGAUCAAGGAGUUACUCAAGGUCUCGCAGCAAGUCCAAGUCUACAGGAUCUUCGAGGUCAUACAGCCGGUCCAGGUCCAGGUCCAGAUCAAGGUCCAGAUCCAGGUCCAGGUCCAGGUCUCGCUCUCGAUCCCGCUCCCGCUCCCGGUCUCGUUCUCGCAGCCGUACACCUAAAAAGAGCUACUCCCAGAAGAGUCACCGCUCCAGCUUGCCAGCUUCUUCCCCAUCUCCCUCUUCUUCUAAAAGAAAAUCUCGUUCUAGGUCGAGCUCUGCUCACAGCCGUAGUUAACCUGCUCUUAGAGAUGUAUUAAUGCAUUUAAUUUGAUUCAAGUUUCUCGAAGACUUGAGACAAAUUACACAUGAGAACUGGGAGGGGAAGUGUUAACGUGAUGGAAAGGUAACCUCCUUUUACAUUGCCAAAGUGCCUGUCAUCAAAUAGGCCGUCUCUGUGAGGAGGGGCUGUCAGCUUUCUCCUUUCAGUGAAGUCUGGAGUGGGAAGUCUUUUUUGUUGUUUAUUUUUCCUGCUAUUAGUAAACGUUUCUAUUAUAGAUAUAUUACGUACACAUAACGCUGAGGUAAUGGGAUGAGACAAUACGCUGCUUUCGCCCUCUCCUGCCCCCAGAUUCCCCUCCACCUUCAAGGCCUUUGACUUCCAAAAUAGUAUGUUAUCUUUUGUCCUUGAGACGGAAUCCGAGAACAGGAAGUAUACAUUUUAUUCCUUAAAGUUCUGUGGCUACUCUUCUGUGCGAGUAUGAAUGGACCAGCUGAAUUUAGUUUAGAGUUCACUUCUUUCCCCAUUGCUUGGCUUAAGAGGCUGUUUAAGUUCCAGCUUUAAAUGACCUUGGUAAUACGCUUAAUUUGCAACAGACUUUCAGGAAUACACCUUGGCCAGUUGAAUAUUGUACGUUUGGCUAGUGAAUCAAUACAAUGUUAACCAGCACUAAAAGCUGGAUUUUCCUGUUAAAAUGAGUCAUGCCAUCCAGGUGUCAGGAUUAUUGCGAAUCCAUUAUACUAAUUUUCCAGUAAUUCACUAGUAUGUGAUAUUGUAUGUAGAGGCCUUAUUUGACAGGUGACUCCAUAAAACUGCACAGAAAUGUCAAUAUGCAUGUCCAUGUUUUUAAUGUUGAUAAAAGUGGCAUAGUUUUCAUACCAAGAAGUAUGAUACUGAAUAUUGUGUGUAUGACUAGCAAUAGUCUCGAUGGAACAGAAAGUUAUUUUAGUAAAGAACAGCAGCAAAUAAUCCCAGGUAAAGCAUAGUCAGUUGUGACAGCAAAAGUUAAUCAUGUUUAAGGGUAAGGAGGAUAAUUUCUUUCAGUCUCCUGAAUGCACAGUUGUUUUGAUUAAUAGAAAUUUCCACUGCAAAUACUGUUUGUUCUUAUAAUUUGGAAUAAGAUUUUUUUAACUUCUGGAUUGUUAAAGAAGGGAAACGUUUUUGGAAAAAAUACGUGUAAAUUAAACUCAGAAGUCUUACAUGUGUUGAAAUGUACCAAUCCUAGUAAAAUAAAACCUUUUUCUGGCUUACGUUA
Messenger RNA from Gallus gallus (chicken), 2629 nucleotides. It is a transcript of the gene SRSF5A, whose product is annotated as serine/arginine-rich splicing factor 5a. The record is from RefSeq and is a predicted model, not a curated record. The transcript has 9 exons. The coding region runs from base 556 to 1392 and encodes 278 amino acids. Gene Ontology annotation, molecular function: mRNA binding. NCBI's taxonomy places the organism in Eukaryota, Metazoa, Chordata, Aves, Galliformes, Phasianidae. Gene Ontology annotation, cellular component: ribonucleoprotein complex; cytoplasm; nucleus.